This is a messenger RNA of Durusdinium trenchii, 1260 nucleotides long. The record is from the annotation of a GenBank genome assembly. Lineage: Eukaryota; Dinophyceae; Suessiales; Symbiodiniaceae.
AUGAGGCUUUCAUGGAAGCUCUGGUGUGCGGGGCAGGCUUCUAUGAGGAACAGUGUGAUCAGUAUGACAAGGAGCUAUCAGUGGCCCCGUGCCAAGUACAAUGCCUAUGCCAUGACUGGUGCAUGUCCCCUGGGUUCUUGGGCGCUUUACAAUCCUCGCUUCUUCGAGUACUAUACUAAGGACUGCAGUGAGCAUCAGUGUUUUCUCACCGCCUCCCAGGCAGAGGAGGCCGACCAGCUGGCACUGCGAGAAGUAUUUGGCUUUUGUUAUUCUGGAGCUUCGCUGGACGAAGCGUUGAGCACCAUUGCGGUAGACCGGGAUAUGUUGCAGUUGCUGAUGCCUCGCCAAGCGGAUUCUGAAUGGACGGCGUGGACGUGGGACGUCCGUGGUGCACACAAAUUCGUUCGCGUUGCCGAAGCAGAGCGAGGCUACAGUUGCUUUGUGUACGAGAACCGAGAACCGUUGGUUUCACGACGCAUGCUGCUAUUUCGGAGCACUUUUCCAAAGACCCCACCCGCCCUCUUCUGGACCGAAUUAGGGGCAUGUUUAGUAAGCCAGGCACGUGGAGCAUGUGGAACAUGUGGUGCAACGACAACAGUUCCCUCGGUUUGGGCAGGGCAUUUCAUGAGAGCGUGCAAAUUCGCAGCUGUUUUUGUGUUUGUUGCGAAGGACCGGAAAAAUAUCCCCAGCAUGCCUCACAGUCUCUGGUUGGCUCUGGUGACGAUGACUACUGUGGGCUACGGCGAUUAUUAUCCCACAUCUCUCGCAGGCUAUCUCACCGUCUCCGUGCUAACCUUUGUGAGCGUUCUAUUCCUGGCGCUGCCUGUGGGGAUCAUUGGCCACGAGUUCACCAUGUCCUGGCAAAGCCGGACCCAGGUGCUCCUCAUGACGCGCUUUCGCAAGUCGCUGAACAAGUACGGCUAUGGCGCGGAGGAGCUGCGAGUUCUCAUUGAUUACGUCGAUGUGAAUGGAGAUGGUGAGCUGGCAUUUGAUGAGUUUGUAGAGCUCAUCAACCAGAUGAGGAUUGGUAUUUCACGGGAGCAAGCGGCUCUACUUUUUGGGAUUUUCGAUAUUGAUCAGAAUGGCUUCGUGGAGCACAAGGAAUUCCUGAAGCAUCUCUUUCCCCAAGAAUAUGUCCGUCGGCAGAGGAGUCGGAACUCCAAGAGUCGUGUGAGCGCGGCGAUUGAACAUUUGGAGACUCUUCAGUCGGAGAAGGACUCGAAGGCUUCGAAGGAAGAAAAAGAUGAUCAGUCAGAAUGA